This is a messenger RNA of Amyelois transitella, 1131 nucleotides long. RefSeq lists its product as uncharacterized. Lineage: Eukaryota; Metazoa; Arthropoda; Insecta; Lepidoptera; Pyralidae. The record is from RefSeq and is a predicted model, not a curated record. The transcript has 2 exons. The coding region runs from base 182 to 532 and encodes 116 amino acids.
CAUUCAGUCACCAAACGACGUGUGACCUUAUCUACAGAACUGACAGGGCUCCUAUCUCAAGCACUGAUUGUGUAUUUUAUAAAUAAAAUGAGGUGUGUCGAUUUUGUUGUCAGUUUGUCCUGAAAUAUAACUUCGACGAGACGUUUGCACACAUUUAGAUAAAAUAAAAACCAAAACAGCCAUGUCUUUCGUCCCAACGGUAACCAUCGAUGAGUUAUCCAGAGGGUCUACGGACCCCACCAUCAACCCUACACCGAAGAAGGUUCUGACGGGAAUUCUUAACGAUUUCAUGGAUUUACAAUUCGGCAAGGAAACCCCAUACACUACUGGAAAAACAGUGAUUCCUGUACAAUGUUCCAUCGAAGACGUGGACCAGUCGAUUGACGAUAAGACUAUAGAGAAGAAGUUUAAGGACAUUUUUGUGAAGAUCUCCGAAACACAUAAGAGUGGAGAUUUGACGCCGCAAUCGAAGAACACAGGAUGGGAUCCUAAAUUAACUCCAGUUUUAGUGUUUGUUACUCCUAAUCCUUAAGUUAUUUUAAGACGAUAAUACUGUAAACGAAUUACCUUUAUAACUUUCUAGUUUACCUUCUUUGGGAUAUUUCUUUUUAUGAAUAGUAUCUAUUUAUUAAAAAUCAAGAUCGUAAACUGAAUGGAUAGCUUCUAAGAAGACUAUUAGGUAGGUUCAUAUUUGCCAACUACUUAUUCAUAUUCUUUCCGUGCAAAAUUAAAAUUAAAACAUGGUAUACCUAUCCGAAAAGUGUUUAAACCAGAUUAUACUUUUUUUGGUUGAUUGUUCAUUUUACGCAGCUUCAUUACAAUAUCCAAUAAUAGGUAUCUACUAAUUUUUAACAUAAUUACCUAAGGAGCAUCACUUAUUUUUCGUUUUGGCAAACCACACAUUUUGUGAAAACUUAUUCUGUUCCUAAACUUUAACAACUUGGUUUAUUGUUCAAUUAAGCUAACGUACACAAAAUAAACUACCUAAAUAAUAACAUUUUGAUAAGAUAAUUUUUAUAUCAACAAUCAAAUGAUAUGCAUUUCGUGUAAAGAUAGUUCAAACUAAGUUUUUGUAUAAUAUUACAAAAUUUUAAUUAAGUACUCAAUAAUAAAAUAACGUUAAUUAAUUCA